ACGAAAUAAAUAAGAAAUAAAAAAUAUGUGGCUGUCUGAAAAAAGCUUAUCUUUCCAACUAACAUGUUUAGUGCAACGUAUUUAAACGCCACUUCCAGAAAACAAAACCGAAAACAGGGGAUAUUAUCUCAAAAACAGAGGGAGGAGCUAUGGCAGCCCUGAAACUGCCUCACUCUCCACGCCUAAUUCAUGGACGCCAAUCUCUCGUUCCUUUUCCUGCAUCCACCAUGUUAUUUCCAAAACCGCCUUCUUCGCCCCUUUCCAAUUACAGUUUUGCCACUUCAUCUGGCUUUCUUACAAGAACGUUGGCCCUUUUCUCUCCUGGCAUAGUGGUGUGUAAAAAUAAUUCUUUGAGAGGAGUUCGGGGCAAUCAGUCGAGAAUUAGAUCAGCAUCGGUACAGCGCGUAGCUGAGGAAUUGGUGGAGGAUCAAUCAAAGUAUUCUCUUGUCAGUGGGGACUCUAUUCGCCAGCGAUUUCUUGAUUUUUAUGCUUCUCGUGGUCACAAGAUUCUUCCUAGUGCUUCUCUUGUGCCAGAUGACCCAACAGUCCUACUAACAAUUGCAGGAAUGCUUCCUUUCAAGCCAAUAUUCCUUGGGAAGAUUCCUAGACAAGUACCUCGUGCUACUACUGCACAAAGGUGUAUACGCACAAACGAUGUGGAGAAUGUUGGCAGAACAGCAAGGCAUCAUACAUUUUUUGAAAUGCUAGGCAAUUUCUCCUUUGGUGAUUACUUUAAGAAGGAAGCAAUUCAAUGGUCAUGGGAGCUUUCCACCAAGGAAUUUCAGUUGGCACCUGAAAGAUUAUGGAUAAGUGUGUAUGAGGAUGAUGACGAAGCUUUUGAAAUAUGGCACAAGGAGGUGGGUGUUCCUGUUGACCAUAUAAAAAGAAUGGGUGCAGACGACAACUUUUGGAUGAGUGGUGCUACUGGUCCCUGCGGUCCAUGUUCUGAGAUUUAUUAUGAUUUUCAUCCAGAGAGGGGAACUGCUGAUGUGGAUCUCGGGGAUGAUACAAGAUUUAUAGAGUUCUACAAUCUUGUAUUCAUGGAAUACAAUAAAAAAGAUGAUGGAACACUUGAGCCCUUAAAGCAAAAGAACAUAGAUACUGGUCUUGGCUUGGAGCGUAUGGCCCGUAUUCUUCAAAAGGUUCCAAACAACUAUGAGACUGAUUUGAUUUACCCCAUUAUAGAAAAGGCAUCAGCACUGGCUAAUAUCUCAUAUCCUUUGGCAGAUGAGCAAACAAAAUUGAAAUUAAAGGUUGUAGGAGAUCAUCUAAGGGCAAUAGUGUAUCUCAUAUCGGAUGGUGUUUUGCCGUCAAAUAUUGGUAGAGGUUAUGUGGUUCGACGGCUUAUUAGAAGGGUUGUUCGAGCUGGCAGGUCCCUCGGUAUAAAGGGAGAAAGAAGAGAUAAUCUUGAAGGAGCAGUUUUACCUAUAAUUGCAGAAAAAGUAAUAGAAUUAAGCACCCAUAUUGAUCCGGAUGUCAAGAUUAAAGCGCCCCGUAUUCUUGAGGAACUGAAGAAGGAAGAGCUUAAUUUUGUGCAAACUCUAGAGAGAGGAGAAACUUUACUUGAAAAAAUGUUAGUGGAUGCAUCAUCAAAUGCCGAGAAAAGUGGGACUGUGCCUUGCUUGUCUGGAAAAGAUGCAUUUCUUUUGUAUGACACUUUUGGAUUUCCAGUGGAGUUAACCACAGAAAUUGCUGAAGAACAAGGCGUUACUGUAGAUAUGAAUGGUUUUGAUAUAGAGAUGGAAAAACAAAGGCGCCUGUCUCGAGUUGCACACAAUGUUGUUAAACUUGCAGUUGAAGAUGGUACUAAUCUUAUGAAUAAUAUAAACAAAACUGAAUUUGUAGGAUAUGAUACCCUUUCUACUCAAGCAGUAGUAGAAAGCCUAAUGGUGAAUGGGAGUCCUGUGAUACAGGUUUCUGAAGGAAAUGAUAUAGAGGUUUUGUUGAACAAAACACCAUUUUAUGCUGAAUCCGGUGGUCAAAUUGGAGAUCAUGGUUUUCUAUAUGUUACUGGAGGUGAAAAGCAACAAACAGCUGUUGUCGAGAUCAAGGAUGUUCAAAAAUCCUUAGGUGACUUAUUUAUUCAUAAAGGGACUAUCAAAGAGGGGGUUCUGGAAGUUGGCAGAGAAGUGGAAGCUGCCGUGGAUGCAAAACUGAGACAGCGGGCAAAGGUCCAUCAUACGGCUACUCAUUUGUUACAAGCCGCACUUAAGAAAUUAAUUAGCCAGGAAAUAUCACAAGCUGGUUCCUUAGUGGCUUUUGAUCGUCUCAGGUUUGAUUUCAACUAUGGUCAUGCCCUUACUGACGCUCAGCUUGAAGACAUUGAGCAACUGAUCAAUGGUUGGAUUGAGGCUUCAACAUCUCUUAAAACAAAAGUAAUGCCCCUUAACGAUGCGAAAGAAGCUGGUGCCAUCGCAAUGUUUGGAGAAAAAUAUGGCGAGCAGGUAAGAGUUGUGGAAGUUCCUGGUGUUUCCAUGGAACUUUGUGGUGGGACCCAUGUCAGCAAUACUUCUGAAAUACGGGUCUUCAAAAUAAUCUCCGAGCAAGGGAUUGCAUCUGGAGUCAGGCGUAUAGAAGCUGUUGCUGGUGAAGCAUUUAUUGAAUAUAUCAAUGUCAGGGAAUCACAAAUGAAGAAUCUAUGCUCCAUGCUCAAGGUGAAAGCUGAAGAAGUGACUACCAGGGUAGAAAAACUCUUAGAGGAGUUACGAAUGUCAAGAACUGAAGUUGCUAAUUUGCGUACAAAAGCAGCUGAAUAUAAAGCACUAAUGAUUUCAAACAAGGCAUUUGAAGUAGGAACUUCACAAAAGAUAAGGGUGCUAGUUGAGUCAUUGGAUGAUGUGGAUGCUGAUUCACUAAAAGCUGCUGCCGAGAAUUUAAUCGAUACACUGCAAGAUCCUGCAGCUGUAAUCUUAGGCUCCUGUCCAGAUGAAGGGAAAGUUAGUUUAGUUGCUGCCUUCACACCAGCCGUGGUUGAUCUUGGUAUACAGGCGGGGAAGUUUAUAGGCCCCAUAGCUAAACUGUGUGGUGGAGGAGGUGGUGGCAGACCAAAUUUUGCUCAAGCUGGUGGGAGGAAACCAGAGAAUCUUCCGAGUGCCCUUGAAAAGGCACGGGAAGAUAUCAUCUCAAUUCUAUCCCAAAAAACAAGCUGAAAUACUAACUUUUUACAUGGUCAAAUUACCUUCAAAAAGAUCAAAUGCUAGGAUUCUGUGUCGAUAAGUGCUUAAAUAUUUCAGAGGCCAAUGAGAAUGCCCUUGUAUAUGAUCAAUGGACUGGAAGGAAAAGACUGUACAGGUAAUUUUACAUUCUUUUUAAAGAUGAAUACCAUAGCCAAAAUUAAGUGUUUCAUAGGAGAA
Molecule: messenger RNA, 3353 nt
Organism: Gossypium arboreum
Lineage: Eukaryota; Viridiplantae; Streptophyta; Magnoliopsida; Malvales; Malvaceae
Product: alanine--tRNA ligase, chloroplastic/mitochondrial
Exons: 13
Coding region: 150-3149 (999 amino acids)
Biological process (GO): alanyl-tRNA aminoacylation; tRNA modification
Cellular component (GO): chloroplast; cytoplasm; cytosol
Molecular function (GO): amino acid binding; ATP binding; alanine-tRNA ligase activity
Source: RefSeq, a predicted model, not a curated record